GUUGGUCGUCUGAGUCUUGUUUACUUUGAAAUUGGGCAUUGAUUACGCUGUCAAUCACGUAAAUUCCUGACGCAGGAGAUUGGUCGAAGCAAGCGAUGUAGGUCUUAGGUUUUACGAGAACAGAUUCAUUUUACUUUUCACGGGAUAUUGGAACGCUUUAUCUUCCUACAAGGAGCUUUCUGUUAGCUGGGGUGUUGUUUUAUGAAAAAGAAUGAAUAUCACAACCCAGACAACAACAUUGUUCAACAUAACUACUUCAUUGUGUGUGAUGACGUCACUCUCUGUCAACAAUUCUGACAACAGCACGUUCACAGACAACAACACAUUGAUCGUCUGCAGAGGAGACGAUAAACCACCUCAGAAAUCCUUCACGGACUACGACGAAUACGAAGCAGCCCUGGGCCUUAACAAAUACUAUCUAUACUUCAUAGUGGGACUAGGCGUCCCUGGGAACCUGGCAGCUCUCGUUACCGUCUGCAAAAUGAAACCGUUUACCUCCUCCUCUGUUUUUAUGGUCACCUUAGCAACAAUGGAUUCCGCGAGUCUCAUCAUUAAAGAACUGUAUCAUCAAUUAACUUUUUUUGAUAUUCAGAUGUUUGACAUAGGGUGUCAGAUAAUGAUAUUUCUUGGCUCGUUCGCCAUGCAUUACGCAAAUUGGAUUCUUGUUGCGAUGACCGCCGAACGUUUCAUCGCCAUAAAGUUUCCUAUGAGAGUUCAAGAAAUCUGUACCAAGACGAAAGUGGUUAUCGUGCUUGUAGUAAUGGCAAUUAUUUUGGUUGGCCUCAACUCCCACCAUUUUGUAAUAAUGCACGAAGGAUACUCAAGUUUUACAAUAUACCUUUGCCAGAGUAGGGCGGAAUAUACUUACUUUUAUUCCAAGAUUUGGUAUUGGAUUGAUGGCGUUGUGUUUGCCAUGGCUCCUUUUUGUGCGUUGACCCUUUUGAACUUUCUUAUCAUCAUUGGCAUAAGGGAUUCUAUGAAAAAACAGAGGGACCUGACCAAUCUUCAACAGAAACAGUCCAAACAGCAGAUGCAGAUCACAGUGAUGCUGGUGACCGUGUCUGUGGUGUUCACCGUUCUUACAAUGCCCAACUGCAUUUUCUUUAUUUACGAGGGUUACUGGAAUUACAAACAGAGCAGCUAUCAAACUGCGCUGUAUUACUUGAUUUAUCAAAUCGUAUUCAUCCUCUCCGACCUAAAUCACGCGGUUAAUUUCUACUUUUAUUUCCUUAGUGGAAAGAAAUUCCGUAAACAUUUUAUUAAGCUGAUAUGUUGCUGUUCGAAGCGGAAUUCUCGCGGAAUGCCAGCGACAACAAUGACGCGAGCCUCCAGAUAUCAGAUGUCGGUCACCUCCACGCCUAGUCAUUCACUAGUCGACCACGACUCCGCGUGCAAUCCCAGCAUUAAGAAUGGAAACAAUUGGUAACGUUUCGUACAUUGGAAAUAAGAAGAGUUUGGUGAUGUGCGUUAAGGGUCCCAUUCUAUUAAAACUACUGAAAAAAAUUGAUUGAAUGAACUCUGCCAAGAUAAUGUGACUGCAGAAAGCGUCCAUCAGGAACAUUGGAAGUAACUGAAAUAUUUGUCGACGACUUUCGAUAUUACAGCCGAAAAUGUCCUCGGAAUAUAUCUGGAUACUUGAUAAAAAAUAAAAGAGAAUUAUCAAGCAAACUUUCAUCUCUGCCAAGAAACCACGAUUGUAGUUUAAUCCAUCAUGUAAUAAUUUGUCGAUCACGAAAUCAAGCGGAUUUAGAAUACCCUACGAUGUUAAUGAACAUGUGCUUUAAUGAAUCUGAGAAUUCUUGUCUAUGUCAUUAAUCGCAGUAUUUUCCACAUCUAAGGACCGUUUUAAUUGAAUGUUCAUAAAUCGACUAAUUACAAUACACUGGUGUUUUUUUUUUUAUUAACAUAGUGUAGGUAUACAUCACACUGCGUCAAUCUUUUCUCCAAAUGGAAAACUUAAAAAGACUCUUUGAAUUCGCAAUUCACAUUUCAUUAAUUUUCAAUCAACAAUUCGCCCUCAUUAAGGUUAGUCAUAUUUCAUUAUCAUUGUUAUCUUUAGUAAGAAUCUAUGUAUCAAUAUGCAGAUGCUCAUAGUGGAAAAGUACUACUGAAUGUUAAUGAACAUUUCACUCCAGCUAUUUAUGAUGAAUAGAAUAUUGAUUCUAUACUAAUCCCAUCUCCUACCAAAGCAAUGUUUGUUUUAUUUAUGUUGUCGUGAAAUACAUGUAUGUAGAAUACAAAUAAAUGACGAACACGUUUUAUGUUGAGAGGCUGUUGUGAUGUAGUGUCCUGUUUUGACAUUUUCGAUUACCCUAGGGUGAAAAACCCCAGAAGCGUUGAGUGUUGAGUUGUAAAAAUAAGAUUAAAUCUUUCUGCAUACUUUACUUAAAAAUUUUUGUCAAUAUGUAGAUAUAUGCAUGACUUUUUUAUUUUAUCAAUACUGGAGUGUUACCAGAAAUCUCCACCGAGGCUGUAGCUCAACUGGUAACAAUAGGAUUUACUAAUAGGGGAAAAGACAAUUAUCCAGUCAUUCGUAAAGUGUCUUAGUUAUUUUGGAUAGUAGUAGCAUUUUAAUUAAUAUCAAAGUAUCUAAACUGUAUUACAUCAACAACAGUUAAGAGUGUCCAUCAAUAUGAAGAGCAUUAUCUCCCCUUUACAGUUUUGAAGUCUCUGUAUGUGCAAAGUCGCAUUGAAAUCAAACAAGAUAUUACCUGUAACUUAGUUUUUCAUUGUAUAGAUUAUUCCAUUUUAAGCGCUAUUAAAAUUUUUAAAAAGUAUAUUUAUAACAACACCAGUUAAGAGUGUCCAUCAAUAUGAAGAGCAUUAUCUCCCCUUUACAGUUUUGAAGUCUCCGUAUGUGCGAAGUCGCAUUGAAAUCAAACAAAAUCUGACUUGUAAUUUAUUUUGUCAUUUUAUAGGUUAUUCCAUUUAAAGCGCUAUCAUUUUUUUAAAUUCUAUGUGUGACUUAGCGAGUUUUUAUUUUUUUUAUUUCAUUUGUACAAUUUUGUAAAAUUUGAAGCGAUUUUUACAGAUUAUUACAAGUAUAUUUUUCAUAUCAUCGGCGAAAUUGUUCAUUGACAUGAGAAAAAAAAAAUCUGUGUUGUCUUUACUUGAACAAUAUUACCAUAUCGUAGGAGUAGCAUUUUGAAAUGAAUUUACAGAUUAUUCUAUUUUCAGCAACGGCGUUCAGACUGUUCAUAGAAAUAAUAAAAUGUUCCAUUAAAUUGGUUUUCUUGG
Ostrea edulis (European flat oyster) is the source of this 3237-nucleotide messenger RNA. Its product is annotated as gastrin-releasing peptide receptor-like. Lineage: Eukaryota; Metazoa; Mollusca; Bivalvia; Ostreida; Ostreidae. The transcript has 2 exons. The coding region runs from base 212 to 1426 and encodes 404 amino acids. Gene Ontology annotation, cellular component: plasma membrane. Gene Ontology annotation, molecular function: G protein-coupled receptor activity. The record is from RefSeq and is a predicted model, not a curated record. Gene Ontology annotation, biological process: G protein-coupled receptor signaling pathway.